This is a messenger RNA of Mycena citricolor, 330 nucleotides long. The record is from the annotation of a GenBank genome assembly. Lineage: Eukaryota; Fungi; Basidiomycota; Agaricomycetes; Agaricales; Mycenaceae.
AUAUAUAUAAAUGGCAGGAAGCUAUUUGUCUUGUUAGAUGCACUAGACACAAACACCUGUCUCCUCCUAUUAGCGUACAAGAAGAUAGUCAAAGGACUAAAGAAGGCUGGACUGUCUAUUGACCUAUCUAAAAGAAAACUGAUACACUACUCAUGCAGAAAGCAAGACAAUAUUGCACCUGCAAUCCAACUCCUGAACAACAAUGGCUCAACAAUGACCAUAACUGUGACACCAACAAUCAAAUGGCUAGAAGUCUAUCUGGACUGGAAACUCACAUUCAAACACCACAUAAAGACACUAGUAGCCUGGGCAAUGAAAAAGUUAAUGUAG